GGUUCAUUUUUCCUUCAGGUUUCAAUUUCUCCAUCGGCUUCCAUCUCUCUCCCUCUCACUCGCUAACGUAGACGAUAUACCUGCAUGCAUAUAUAAAUAUAUAUAUAUAUAUAUAUUAUUGCUAUAUAUGCACCGAACUUUCUCUCCUUGCAGCCUCUCAUGGCGGGUCUCCACUCUGCCCUUAGACCCACCACCUCCUCUUCAUCUUCUUCUUCAUUAUCGUCGUCUUCCUUGCAGUCCUUCAGUUCUCGGCUCCUCUUGCUCCUUACACUCCUCUCGUUGACUCUUGCUUCCUUUGCCUUUAUUCUUCAAUGGCGGGGCGGACUCAACGACCCGAUUACCCGCUGGUCCCCAGACCAUAACGAGUUCCCGGGCAUGGGUGUUUCCGGCUCCGGAACCUCCCAUUCUUCUCGCUCUUCGGGCUCCGAUUGCGUGGAUCUUCUGGGUCAGAGCCGCUCACCGGUCUUCCCGUAUUUCAAGGACUGGAAGUUCGGGUACGGGUCGGAUCUGAAGCCUAAGAUAUGUAUUACAACAAGCACUUCUGCUGGUCUAGAGCAGACCUUACCUUGGAUCUUUUAUCAUAAGGUGAUUGGAGUUUCAACAUUUUUCCUUUUUGUGGAAGGGAAAGCUGCCUCCGCAAAUGUAUCUAAAGUCUUGGAAACAAUUCCAGGAGUUAAAGUUAUAUUCAGAACAAGAGAAUUAGAGGAGCAGCAAGCUAAAAGCCGGAUCUGGAAUGAGACUUGGUUGGCAAGCUUCUUCUACAAACCAUGUAAUUAUGAGUUGUUUGUGAAGCAAUCUCUAAAUAUGGAAAUGGCGAUUGUCAUGGCAAGGGAUGCCGGGAUGGAUUGGAUCAUCCAUCUUGACACUGAUGAACUAAUACAUCCAGCAGGCACUCGGGAGUAUUCUUUGAGACAAUUGCUGUCUGAUGUUCCUGGAAAUGUUGAUAUGGUUAUUUUUCCAAACUAUGAGAGCAGUGUUGAGCGAGAUGAUAUCAAGGAACCUUUCAGUGAGGUCUCGAUGUUCAAGAAGAACUAUGACCAUCUUCCAAAAGAUGUGUAUUUUGGCAACUACAAAGAAGCAACCCGUGGCAAUCCAAAUUACUUUUUGACCUACGGAAAUGGAAAAGCAGCUGCUCGAAUUCAAGAUCAUCUUCGUCCUAAUGGAGCACACAGAUGGCACAACUAUAUGAAGACCCCAAGUGAGAUCAAAUUAGACGAGGCUGCUGUUCUGCAUUACACGUACCCUAAAUUUUCUGAUUUAAGUUCAAGACGUGAUCGGUGUGGCUGCAAGCCUACAAAGGAAGAUGUUAAAAGAUGCUUCAUGCUGGAGUUUGAUAGAGCUGCAUUCAUAAUUGCUUCAACUGCAACAGAGGAGGAAAUGCUUCGCUGGUACCGUGAACGCAUCGUGUGGACUGACAAAGAACUAAAUUUGAAACUUUUGAGGAAGGGCAUAUUGGCUCGUGUUUAUGCUCCUAUGGUCAUUAUUCAAGGUCUGAGGGAAUCUGGCACUUUUCACUCUGUUAUCAUUUCAGCAAUGCAGACAAGUGUGUCGAAAGACAAUUUCUUAAAAUCCAUUGAGAGUAGUAACUCUUCUAGGGCAAUCACAUCCGAAGUGAUUACUUCAAGAAAGAUGGGUAACAGCGGAGAAUCUCAAGCGACUGCAAGAAAAUUCUUGGAAAUCGAAGAAGCUGCUUCUUACCCCUCAGCUAUCCCGCCCUUAUCUCCGCCGGGGCUGCAUGAUUUUCACAUUGACACAUAGUCUUUUCUGCCAUUCACUAAUACUACGGCCCUUUAACUCCUUGCCAAUGUCAGCUUUCCCGUUUGGAGAUUGGGAGGCAAAACAGAAUAGAGUGAGAGAAGCAGGUUUGGCUGUUCCGAGGGCACUUCAUUGUUCAGUUUCAUGGG
Messenger RNA from Juglans microcarpa x Juglans regia, 1904 nucleotides. RefSeq names its product glycosyltransferase-like At2g41451. Bases 160 to 1758 code for a protein of 532 amino acids. The record is from RefSeq and is a predicted model, not a curated record. NCBI's taxonomy places the organism in Eukaryota, Viridiplantae, Streptophyta, Magnoliopsida, Fagales, Juglandaceae. The transcript is spliced from 11 exons. Gene Ontology annotation, biological process: response to abscisic acid; cellulose biosynthetic process.